Messenger RNA from Didymodactylos carnosus, 738 nucleotides. The record is from the annotation of a GenBank genome assembly. Lineage: Eukaryota; Metazoa; Rotifera; Eurotatoria; Philodinida; Philodinidae.
AUGAUUUUCGAUACGUCUCGGUUACCAAACCAUGUGUUUAUACUUAAAAAUGCUGAUUUUUUCCGAUUCGUACAAUCAUUAGCUGGUGAAGGGCUCUGUGAUUUACUUAGAAUACAAUCAAUCAAUUCUACAGAAAUAUUGAUGAGCACUGAUGAUGUUUUCGAUGUAUUUAAACUUGAUUCACCACAAUUCGAUGAAAUGAAAGAAAAACAUUUUUUCAAGCUACGGAAUGGACAAUAUGUUGUUAAACCUGGAAUCGCAAGUAGUUUAUCAUUUUUAACAAAAUUGUUACAAGCAAAGCAAGAAGAACAGCAAUCAUCAACAGACGAUGGUGAUCAACAAGAACGAACGAACGAUUUCAUUAAUAAUCAUCCAUUACUGAAAUCACUAGUUUCAUGGUAUCAGCACAAUGAUACUGAUAACAACAAAAAUGCUUGCAAGCAUUCAUUGUUUGAUUACUCUACACAAACAACAAAUGACAACAGUGAUGAAUUGGAAUUAGAUGAGGACGAGGAUGAUGCCGAUGAUACAACAAACAGUGAUGCUGAAGACAACGACGAACUAUUAGAGUCAAUCGGUGAAACCGGCGACAAUAUUGAUGAAGAAGUCAUGACUUCAAUAAAAUCAACUUUCUUCGUCAUCAAUAUUGUAGAUAAAGUUAGUCCGCACUUGAACAAUUCAUAUUUCAAAAUCAAAAUUAACGAGGAUUGGCAAUACUUGCAUAAAGAAUCAUGCUAG